This is a messenger RNA of Dunckerocampus dactyliophorus (ringed pipefish), 4813 nucleotides long. It is a transcript of the gene raraa, whose product is annotated as retinoic acid receptor, alpha a. Gene Ontology annotation, molecular function: nuclear glucocorticoid receptor binding; zinc ion binding; RNA polymerase II cis-regulatory region sequence-specific DNA binding. Gene Ontology annotation, biological process: cellular response to corticotropin-releasing hormone stimulus; regulation of transcription by RNA polymerase II; retinoic acid receptor signaling pathway. Lineage: Eukaryota; Metazoa; Chordata; Actinopteri; Syngnathiformes; Syngnathidae. The record is from RefSeq and is a predicted model, not a curated record. The transcript has 10 exons. The coding region runs from base 795 to 2138 and encodes 447 amino acids. Gene Ontology annotation, cellular component: transcription regulator complex; nucleus.
GAGCCGGAGAGCGUCUGCGAUGGUUGCCAGCGGGAGAGCCGCGCCAAACUUGCCCGCUCUCUGAACGCUGCUCGCCGGCUCUCACCCUACCCUACCGCGGUACCGGGCUUUGCUGACCGGUUCUCGUUUUACCCUGCGAGGACCGAACCACCGCCGCUUGGAGGAUAAGAGGAAAGUUUGAGGAGACGGCGGUGACAACGAGGAGAGAGCUGCGUGACUGAACUUCCACCCAAGCAGACCGAGGGGACCAGGCAAGACUAGGAGGAGGAGCUAACAGGUUUCAGCUCGCCCUGCUUCCAGAAGACUGGUUGGUUCAAGCAAUCGAUGCGGGCAGUCUGCCGGCCGGAUGCCCACUUGGCUGCACAGCACAGUGCUCAAUCAGUCUGAACUUCAACACAUAGACCGACCUACAGAGAGGCUGCGAAGAGGAGGCCAGUCUCAGGAGAGCGUCAUGUGAUUGGAGUGAAAACCGUCUAGGAAGCACUCCUGUCAGCACUGCUAUCAAAGUUUCUCCACUCAUCUUCUUCAUUGUUGAACUUCUAGAUAAGGAAUUUCACAAUAGCAGGAUAAAACGCCCUGUUUUUUUUUUUUUUUGUUUGUUUGUUUUAUCGGUGACUGAACCCUACACUGGAUUUUUAACCUCAGUGACAUAUCUUGGCUGGACACUGUUGGAUUAUGUGCUAAUCCAGCAUUCCCAUGGGGGAUUAAAUCAACCCAGUAAACCACCACAGACUCACUUUUGGCUCUGUUACCAAUUACAGAGGUAUUUUUUUUUAUAGUGAGUGACACCCAUCAUGGCCGGGAAGGGCAACCCGAUGCCGGGCCCCCACCUCAAUGGCUUCCCAGUGCCCACGUACUCCUACUUCUUCCCUCACAUGUUGGGGAGUCUGUCUCCUCCAGCCCUGACAGGACUUCCCCUCAGCGGCUACAGCACACCCUCACCAGCCACGAUAGAGACGCAGAGCACCAGCUCAGAGGAGAUAGUGCCAAGCCCGCCCUCGCCUCCCCCGCCGCCCCGCGUCUACAAGCCCUGCUUUGUGUGCCAGGACAAGUCCUCAGGGUACCACUAUGGUGUCAGCGCCUGUGAAGGCUGCAAGGGCUUCUUCCGGAGAAGCAUCCAGAAGAACAUGGUGUACACUUGUCACCGUGAGAAGAACUGCAUCAUCAACAAAGUUACCCGCAAUCGCUGCCAGUACUGUCGGCUUCAGAAGUGCCUGGAAGUCGGAAUGUCCAAGGAGUCGGUGAGGAAUGACCGGAACAAGAAAAAGAAGGAUGAAAAGAAGCAAGAGUGCACGGAGAGCUACGUGCUGAGUCCCGACACAGAGCAGAUGAUCGACAGGGUCCGCAAGGCGCACCAGGAAACGUUCCCCUCCCUCUGCCAACUGGGAAAAUACACUACGAGUAACAGCUCAGAGCGACGCGUGUCGCUGGACGUGGACCUCUGGGACAAGUUCAGUGAGCUGUCCACCAAAUGCAUCAUCAAGACGGUGGAAUUUGCCAAGCAGCUUCCGGGCUUCACAACGCUCACCAUCGCUGACCAGAUUACCCUGCUCAAAGCCGCCUGUCUGGACAUCCUGAUACUGCGGAUCUGCACACGCUACACGCCAGAGCAAGACACCAUGACUUUCUCAGAUGGACUCACGCUAAACCGAACCCAGAUGCACAACGCCGGAUUCGGACCCCUCACCGACCUGGUUUUCGCCUUCGCCAACCAGCUCAUCCCCCUGGAGAUGGACGACGCAGAGACAGGCCUGCUCAGCGCCAUCUGUCUUCUGUGUGGAGAUCGUCAAGACCUGGAAGAGGCAGACAAGGUGGACGUCCUGCAGGAGCCCCUUCUGGAGGCAUUGAAGAUCUAUGUGAGGAAGAGGAGGCCCCACAAACCACACAUGUUCCCCAAGAUGCUGAUGAAGAUCACCGACCUGAGAAGCAUCAGUGCGAAAGGAGCUGAGCGUGUCAUCACCCUGAAAAUGGAGAUCCCAGGCUCCAUGCCUCCCCUCAUCCAGGAGAUGCUGGAGAACUCGGAGGGCCUGGAGAGCGGGGCUUCAGGGGGCCGACCCUGUGGCACCCCUCCAGGCAGCUGCAGCCCCAGUUUGUCCCCCAGCUCCGCCCAAAGCAGUCCGGCCACACAAUCACCGUAGUAACGGCCCACCUUGUUUUUGUGUUAGUUCAAACCAACGCCGGUCAGUCUCCUCCUUCAGUGGACUAAAGAGGAGGGCCGAAGGAGGAGGCCUUGACUGCUAACCGCUGAUGGAUGGAGACUGGCAGAGCCCGCCUCCUUCCUACUCCUGGUCUGCUUUUCCUCACAAGGUUACCACGUAAGGGGCGGUGUGGCCGGAGCAUGCCGGGACGGCGCCGAGAGACCAUACCGUAAACACUGCUGAUGACUCCUCCUCCUCCUUCUCACGCCAACGCUGCUCCUCCACCUUGACGUGAAUGCGGCGCAGCAGACAGGAAGCGAGAGUAGCUGGGAUACGGACAAUGCAUAUAAACACCAGACACUUUUUGUUGUUGUUGUCGUUGUUGUUGUUGUUGUUGAGGCAGACUACAAGCUUGGGACUUGUCAAAAGACCCUCCUCCACCUCCUCAAAGACUUGGGGUCUUUUCUCUUUUUCCAGCUUCUUCAAAAAAACAGAUUUCGUACACAAAGAUAUAUAUAAAUAUAUAGAAAACUUAAGGAACUAUUGUGCUCGACAGAAUGGAAGCCGCCGUCACAAGGACAUGUUUUCUGAGAUUAGGAAUUGUUGUACUCCCUCACAGUUUUUAUCCAUCAUGAGAAAAAAAGUUUCCGUUUGAUCACACGUGUACAUUACUCUAAUUGACAAAAAAAAAAGCAAAAUAGGAUGACAUUUUUCCAGUCCACACACACACACACACACACACAUAAUAAUAAUGUGCACAGAAAAGUGGCAAUGAGCAUCUAUUCCUACUAUUCCAGGUUCUUUUUUAUUAUUUUAUUGCUUCCAGCAAAAUGGAAAAAAAUGAUUGUAUGAACUUGGUUGUAUGAUAUGGUCACAGGUCCUUUCAAGAAAUCAAUUUAAUGAAGAUUCAUUAUUAAGGUGUAUUUUAAGUAGCCUUUGAGUUUGUGUAUAUAAGCUGUAUUCAUUUCUUAAAAACUAUGAAGAGUUUUAGGCUUCACGUGAUUUUUUUUUUUUUAAGAAUACCUUUUAUGUGUUUUGUUCAUGGGUUUGUGAUUCAAGGAAAUACAUUUUGAGCACACUUUACUGAAGGAACUUCUUUCAUGUUUGUGUCCUACUACAUAUAGGGCGGACCCUCAAAACCCCCACCCCCCACCCCUCCCUCCCCCUCCAUGUGUGUGUUCAUGACUACAGUAGCACUCCAGCUUUUAUUUUUAUUUUUAUUUUGGGCCACGUAGCAAAUGAUUUUUGUCUCUAAACAUGUGGAAGCCACUUGUAGCUUGCUGGGCUCAGGUUUGCAGCGCAAGAGAGUUCAAAUGUGAAGAAUGGUGUACUGUACACACUGUAUUAAAACACACAAGUGAUUCCCACUGAUUGGGUCAGUAAUAAGUAGAGUGGCCAGAACUGAUUAUGCUCCCCCACUCCCACUUUCUAGAAUGACUAACCCUGCACCCUGUGAUCACUUUACGCCAAAACGCCUUCACUUACAUCAGACCAUCAUUACUGUACACACGCCAACGUCUCAGGAAGGAAUCAUUUUGUAUGCUUGGCCUGUCCAUUUGUAUAUGUUCUUGACUGUACCCCCCUCUAUCUCUCUCACACAUACACACACAGAUACACUGCUACUGAGCCCCCAACAUUUUCCUUCACGCCCCUGCCCUCACCGUGCACAAGAACUGAAAGACCCGGCGACACCAGGAUGCUGCUUUCCUCAUCGCGUUGGACUUUUCCAAAAGAGCGCACAACCCGUCUGUCUCUCCACAGAUCAUCUGGAUUAGACACACCAGUCAAUUUGAGAAGUAUGGAAUAUGUUGCAAUUUUGUCAAGAUUAUCAAGGGACUUUGAGGAAAAAAAAGAAGAAAGAAAACAAAAAAAAUCUAAAAAAAAAAAAAUAAAAUGAACAUUUAAUAAUAAACUGAUGUUUGUGUUUGUUACUGUGUGUAAUUAUCUGAUCGUUCACAACCACCUAGGUGUCCCUGAAUGCAUCGUAGCCAUAGUAAGUAGAACACUACUAAAAGUGGAAGUCUAAGGAAGUUUUCAAAAGUGCUUAUUUUUUACUUAAAAAUAUUUCUUUCAUACCGGGUGUUUCUAUGUUAGUGCAAUUUGCUUAUUUUAAAAUGCAUACUGGAAUCAGAGAUGGAGUAUAUUACUUUAAGCAAAUUCAUCUUCCAACCAUUUCCAUUCCUGUUAAAUGUGUAUUUUUUUUAAUUGGCAAUACAGUAAUAUUUUUUGUCUUUUACAUGAAGUAGCCUAUCCUAAUUAUUUUUACAUGUCUAUGUUUUUUGCGCAAACUUCUACUUCUGAACCGCUGCACACAAAAGGAUGAAAAUUUGGCUUGUCUUACCUGUGCUAUUAUUUUUAUGACAAAUACACCACAUGGUGGUGCUGUUAUUAAACCCCAUUAGUCGGACUGACUUGAAAUUUCUCACAAAGCUAAAUGUGCUCUACAAAACACCCCCUGUAACUUUAGGGUGUUUUGCCGAAUCAUCGUGAAAUUUGGAACACAACUUUAGGGAAUUGACAAGCACAUGUCUGUAAAAUUUGAACAACGUUGUUUGAAAAACGUGGCCCCCAUCAAAGAAAACCUCUUUGCUGGGAUAUUAGAACGGAGCAAGCCAUAUCUAAUUAUUCUGAACACAACACAUGGGGAAAGGCACAAAUGUUAGUCAAAUGAAAAA